GAUAAUCUACUUGGAUUAUGGAGCAGACAUUGAUGAACAGGUGACUUUCCAAUCUGACUCAAUGGCUUGGGGGUGCGUUGACGUCAAGUCAUGUAUUCCGAUUGGUGACGGGCAUCUAUACACAACGAUACGGUUCACAUCUACUGGCAUGAUCGAGUUCUCCAACGACGAAUGUUCGAUAGACAAGUUUGUGACUCAGUACACCAACCCAUCUCUCUUCACUACAACUGAUGGAGAUGCGUCAGUUGCUGUCCUAGGAGCUGCAGUGGACCUCAGCAUUGGUGAUCCCAAAAUAUUUUAUCAGCUUCAAGAUGAGUAUGACCUCUCAGAUAACAACGGAGGAUCCCUUCUUCAAGCCUUAAAGAGCAGACUAAACAGGGCAGACUCAGAACUGAGUGAAACGAAUCCAAUAGUAGCGUUGAAGAUCACUUGGGAAGGUAUCCAGCCCCCUGGAUCACAACCGGGACAGGAGACAAACACCUACCAGGCUGUGGUAUUCACCGACGGCAAACAGACAGGUGUAAUGAUGAACUACCAGGCAGGGGACCUUCAAUGGCUGACUCAAUCAAAACCAUUACCAGCACGAGUGGGAUACAGUAACAUUGACGAUGUAAUGAAUCUGUAUGAAGAUACUGAUCAGGACACUAUUUAUAAUAGUUAUCGACGAGACUUGGUCACAGGAAAUACGGGUCAGACGGGCAGCUACAUUUAUCGCCUAGACCUCAAUGGUGCCGAUUUUGUCAACCCAUGUGUUGAGUGUCUGAUCUGGUAUGAGAAUGACCUCAGCGUGACCUACAACUAUCCCGAUGCAUCUGUGUGCCCUUGUUCAAGGAAACAAGCUGCAAGUGACGUAAACUUCAGAAGAUGUACUUUUCCAAGGGGCAACGAUCCUGAUUUCAGUAGUUCCAGUUAUAAUUCAGUGAAAUGCUUCCAGUCAACCACGGAUGGUGAUGAGGGUUUCCGCUGUAACUACAUCAAUAAUGCUCUAGUCACAGACUACCAGAACCUAUGGGAAUCCAGCAAUUUCCAGGCACUCUUACUUACCAGAUCUCUAAGAAGAAAUGACGCUUUGUAUGAUGAAUGGAAAAGUAAGUUUCAUGUAUGUGUUUGCAAAUAUCAGCCUGUAGCAAAUGUAAAGUUGUUAAAAAUCUCCACUUUCAUCAUUCAUCGAAAUGCUGGGAUAUAGUCAUCAAGCACUAGAGAUCUGAUCAGUCAGUGAUCAGUCGUCAAUCAAUAUGAGGCUCACAUGUUUAAGACAUACAGGGAUAUGCCGCUCUAAUGGUUUGGUUUUCCACCAAAAAAUCCCCAC
This is a messenger RNA of Strongylocentrotus purpuratus (purple sea urchin), 1309 nucleotides long. RefSeq names its product mucin-4-like. The record is from RefSeq and is a predicted model, not a curated record. Gene Ontology annotation, biological process: cell-matrix adhesion. The transcript has 6 exons. The coding region runs from base 62 to 1186 and encodes 374 amino acids. Lineage: Eukaryota; Metazoa; Echinodermata; Echinoidea; Camarodonta; Strongylocentrotidae.